AGCUAGGUGAUAUUCAUUAAACAAUACAAAAUGGGGAAUGUAAACAAAGCAAUGAGUGAAAGUGUCACAAGAAACCAAGAGUUUAUGCUUGCCAGUCAAAGAGAACAGCUGGAACGUCAAAUCCACCUUCAAAAUGAGAUGAGGGAGAAAAUGCUUGCUCUGCAAAUAGCUCGGUCUCGAGAGAUGCUCUACUGGUUUGGGGCCUUCUAUAUAAUUGCUGGUGUUGGUAUGAUUGCUGGGUAUCGGAGAUCUCGUAAGCCAGGCACUCUGGUCCCUCUACUGCCCCUCACCUUCAUAUUGGGCUACCAGACUGACAUGUGCUAUGGCUCUAAGCUGGCUAGACUCAAGAUGGAGGCUGAGAAUAUCCUGGGAUUUGAGCGUGAGCUCGUUGCCCUGCCUGGAGGCCUGCCCACCCCAGCCUCCCUGGAUGAAGCGAGGAUGCGGCAGGAGGAGGCUCGACGGCUCAACAAGGAUUUUGGAGUGGCAUCGCCGAUGUGACUACCGAAACUUUUGACAGAGCCCCACCCAUCGUUUCGCAGGCAAUGUAUCAACACAAGAGUGGUCAUUACUGAGCGAUGCUUCCGUACUGGACGGUCAUCCUGCCUCGUUCAUGGAAUUGUUACCGAAGAGCUCGUAGGGGUCAAAGCAGCGAACAAGACAUAGCUUCUUGAUGCCUCUUGUCUUCAGUCUUGCGCGAAUUUAUUUGUCACUCCCACCAUUAUAUAAAGUAUCCUUAUUAUAUCAAUUCAGAUAUAAUUAAAGAUGAUCAAAUGAAUAAACUAGGCUUUUGUUUGUCAACGCUGGCCGGAGUCGCGCAGUGAAGUGGAGUUCAUGACAGCAUGCGCAUCUGUUUACUGCACAAGGUACGAUGUUUGGUAUUGCUUGUUGAAUUCAAUAGUCAAAGUGUUUAUUUGUAUUGUGCCGUCGGCUUUUAAGCGUGGGUUUGAGCUUUAUUAUGCGGCGAUGUAGCACUACCACUCCAGUUUCGAAUCUUCGUCAUCGUCGAAUCAUCGAGGCAUGAAUAUUUUCUCUCUUAUAAAACCUUUAUUUUAUUCUCGGACCAGGCGUGCUAGAAUUCUUGAUUUUUGGAGAAUUGUUUCGUAUUUUAUUUUUAUGUAUAUUAUGAUUGUUUACGGUUAUGGUAUCAUAUGCCAAGAUAGUUAUAAUAAUACUACUAUAACAAAUACUAGUGCAAAACUGCUGGCAUUUAGCGGCAUAACUCAGUGUGCAGGUCUGAGCUUGUAUUUAGAAGCACGCACAAAAAUUUAAUACUCAGCGGUGCUAUUGCCUUGAUACUGAAGUAGCGUAAGAUUAAAACAAAGUCAGCUUUUCAACCUAGCUCAACAGUAAAGUUCUUGAAUCUUUUUUGAGAUACAACAGGUUCGUGAAUACUUUAUCGUUUUGAAAUCUGAAAAAUUCUGUCAAAUGCAGUUGACGGCCGUAGGCUUUUAUUUGCAUUUAAAUUUCUUGAUAAGCAGUCAGGUUUACGGUUUUUGUUUAUUGCAGACUCUUGCGAAAUGUUUCAUUCAUAUGUUGCUGCAUACAAUCAUUGCCAUUCAUUAGAAAACUUAACACUUAUGUAUUCAUCUGCAUGCACUCAUUCACAACAAUCACUCGCCUUCAAAUUUUUCUCGUGGUAUCAGUUUUUCUCAUGUGAACAGAAACAUUAUUUUUUUUAUUAUGCUUAUUAUUAUUAGAUUACGUCCUCCUUGACCUAUCUUAAAAACGUUCCUGUUGACUUUUUUCAUUUUCGGCCAGAGUUCUGAAAAGCGUCGUUGAAUGGUUGAUGAUUUAAUUAUAAUGGUAAGUCAAUUAGUAAUUUUAUUUUAGAGAUAC
This is a messenger RNA of Hyalella azteca, 1836 nucleotides long. Its product is annotated as plasminogen receptor (KT). Bases 31 to 498 code for a protein of 155 amino acids. NCBI's taxonomy places the organism in Eukaryota, Metazoa, Arthropoda, Malacostraca, Amphipoda, Hyalellidae. Gene Ontology annotation, cellular component: plasma membrane. The transcript has 6 exons. Gene Ontology annotation, biological process: positive regulation of plasminogen activation. The record is from RefSeq and is a predicted model, not a curated record.